Messenger RNA from Tripterygium wilfordii, 3015 nucleotides. Its product is annotated as receptor-like protein 6. Gene Ontology annotation, molecular function: protein binding. NCBI's taxonomy places the organism in Eukaryota, Viridiplantae, Streptophyta, Magnoliopsida, Celastrales, Celastraceae. The transcript has a single exon. The record is from RefSeq and is a predicted model, not a curated record. The coding region runs from base 37 to 3015 and encodes 992 amino acids.
ACCAUUCAUCUCUAAAACUUCAUUUUACUCUAAAAAAUGGUGAUAUUGAGGGGGCAUUACAGUCGAAUCCUCUACUUCCUCCUCUUGUUUUUGAGUCUUAAGUUUUGUUCUUCGUUGUCAUCUCCCUCCUUUUCAACAAACACGUCAUUGCAGUUGUGCUCCUAUUAUGACAGACUUGCCUUGAUCGAAUUCAAAAAUAACUUUUCACAAAACAGUGAUGCUUCCUCAGAAUGUCCAACUUCUUAUCCAAAGACAAAGUCAUGGAAGGAAGGCGGAGAUUGUUGUUCUUGGGAUGGUGUUACUUGUGAUACUGUGACUGGUCGAGUGAUUGGACUCGACCUCAAUUGCAGUUGGCUUCAAGGCUCUCUAUAUGCCAAUAACAGCCUCUUUCGACUUUCACACCUCCAGAAACUCAAUCUUGCUUAUAAUGAUUUUAAUAACUCAGAGAUUUCUCCCAAGUUUGGUCAGUUUAAGAGUUUGACAGAUCUUGACAUCUCAAAUUCUAUGUUUUUUGGUGAAGUUCCAUCUGAAAUCUCUCACCUUUCCAACCUCAUUUCUCUUGAUAUUUCUUCUAAUCGUUUAAGGUUUGAAGAUCUUCCCCUUCAAAGACUUGUGCAAAAUUGUUCACUUCUGAAACAACUUUUCUUAGAGGUUGUGGACUUGUCAUCCAUUGAUACAAAUUCUUUGAUGAAUCUCUCAUCUUCUUUGACAGAUCUAAGACUCAAUCGAUGUCGAUUGCAAGGGAUGUUCCCAAGCAGCAUUCUUUACUUGCUGCACCUACGCAUUGUCGAUUUAUCAGACAAUGAAGGCCUCAACAUUCGUUUGCCAGACUCUAACUGGAGUAGUCCUCUAGAAGAACUGCAUUUUGAUCAUGUGUCUUUCACAGGCGAGUUGCCUGAAUCAAUUGGUGAUUUGAUUUCCUUGAAGCAAUUGUCUCUACAAUCCAGUAACUUGACGGGAUCAAUUCCAGCCUCGAUUGGAAACCUACUGCAACUCACUCAUUUGCAAGGUGAUGGCAACAAUUUCAAUGGUAAAAUCCCAUCCUCACUAACAAAUCUCUCGCAGCUACAAGUUUUAUCGCUUGAAAACAAUAAACUGGUUGGUCCUGUUCCUAAUUUUUCCAAUCCAUCAAAAUUAGUUCAUCUAGACUUACAAUCGAAUUUGCUUAGCGGGACCAUACCAUCUGGUCUAUUCAACUUACCUUCGUUGCGUUCUUUGGAUCUUUCAGAAAAUCAAUUCACUGGUCCUAUCAAUGAAUUUCAAUCCCAAUCUCUUGAGCGACUUGUUUUGGGUGGUAGUAACAAGCUGAAUGGUUGUGUUCCAAGUUCAAUCUUUAAUCUUGUUAACCUCGCAGUGCUUGAUCUGUCAUCUAAUAGCUUUAGCGGCACUUUGGAUGUAGUCAUGUUCUCAAAACUCCAACAUCUUCAUUACCUUAACCUUUCAGAUAGUAGCAAUCUUUCAUUCAACAACACAGUUGUGCAUCUGGACAAAAAAAAAAAAAAAAACACAGUUGUGCAUCACAUAUUUCCCAAUCUGCGUCGUUUGUAUCUCGCUUCAUGCAAUUUAACCGAAUUCCCCUACUUCAUAAGAGACCUAAAAGAUCUAUAUCACCUAGACCUUUCCAAUAAUAGACUUUUUGGCCAAAUUCCCGAAUGGAUGUUGGAAGUGGGGAUUGAUACACUAGGUUUUCUGAAUCUUGGCAACAACUAUUUGACUGGUAUAAAAGAACUUCCAUGGAAGUCUCUUUGGUUUCUUGACCUUCACUCUAACUUGCUCCAAGGAUUGCUACCAAUUCCAGUCAAAGUGGACAUCUACCUGAUCUCAAACAAUAAUUUGACAGGAGAGAUACCUUCUUUGAUUUGCAAUUUUACUAGUUUGGUAGAUCUUGACCUUUCAAACAAUAGCUUUUCCGGUACUAUUCCAACAUGCUUUGGAAGCUUGAGCAGUCUUAACGUUCUUAAUCUGCAAAAGAAUACGUUCAGUGGUCGAAUUCCGGAAUUUUUUGACGAAGGGAGUGCCUUGGUGUCUCUCAACCUCAACGACAAUCAACUGGAAGGGCCUCUGCCAAGAUCAUUAGCGAAUUGCAAAAUGUUGGGACUUCUAGACCUCGGCAACAACCGAAUAAAUGAUACGUUCCCUCAUUGGUUGAAAAAUCUCACACAACUGCAAGUUCUUGUCCUAAAGUCCAACCAUUUUCAUGGUUCUAUACAAGAUUGCAAGGACUCUCAUUGUUUCUCCAAGUUACAAAUAUUUGACAUCUCAAACAAUGAGUUUUCUGGCCCUUUGCCAGCCAAAUAUUUUGAGAAUAUGCAGGCCACGAUGAAAACUGAUGGGGAGGUUAUGAGGGUAAUCGUUUAUUCAUUUCAAGAUCCUAUAUUUGUGGUCAUGAAAAGACAAAAGUAUCAAUUACCUAGAAUAAUAGUAACAUUCAAGUUCAUUGAUUUCUCGAAUAACAUGUUUCGAGGAGAGAUUCCGGACGUCAUUGGCAAGCUUACUUAUCUCAAAGGUCUCAACUUUUCACAUAACAACAUUGGAGGUGACAUCCCGUCGUCUUUGGGAAAUUUGAGAAAUCUUGAAUGGUUAGAUCUCUCUUCAAACAGGCUUACAGGGAAUAUUCCAAGACAGUUGACAAGUAUCGCGUUUCUUUCAUUGUUAAACCUCUCACAAAACGAGCUUGUCGGACCUAUACCAAGUGGUGGACAGUUCAAUACAUUUGACAAUUCUUCUUAUGAAGAGAACUUAGGGUUGUGCGGAUCUCCUUUGUCAAUGGCCUGUGACAACAGUGGUGAAAUACCACAAUCACCACCAUCAUUGCAAGAAGAGGAUGAUUCUGGAAGUUGGUUUGAUUGGAAGAUCUGCAUAAUGAUGGGUUACAGUUCUGGACUGGUCAUGGGAUUGUCUGUUGGAUAUAUUGUUUUCUCAGGGACACAACAAUGGUUGGAGAGGAUGGUAGAACGAUACGGAUCUCGGAAAGUGAAAAGAUCAACCCAAAGACAAAGAGGGGGAAGAAACUAA